Molecule: messenger RNA, 2805 nt
Organism: Auanema sp. JU1783
Lineage: Eukaryota; Metazoa; Nematoda; Chromadorea; Rhabditida; Rhabditidae
Source: the annotation of a GenBank genome assembly
AUGAGGACGGGUACUCUGGUUGUUUUAUUGUUUUUUUGUAGCUGUACUUAUGCUGUUGAGCAUGACUCACUCUGUCUCGAUGACGAUGAGUCAUGCCCCGAACCAACACAUACUAUUAUACGGUUAGAAAAAAGAGAUGAUGUAUUAGCGCGGAAAAUAGCCGAAGAUCAUGGAAUGCAUGUUCGAGGGGAUCCUUUCCUGGAUAGUCAUUAUUUCUUAUAUCACAAAGAUGAAACAUUGUCUCGGCGUCGAAAACGUUCAGUUCAUCAACGUUUAGAGGAACACCCUGCUGUGGCGUGGUCACAGGAACAAAGACCUAAACGAAGAACCAAAAGAGAUUAUGUUUUUAAUGAUGAUGAGGUGUCUAGCCACACAAUUGAUAAGAGGGAAACUUUGGAUGGAACAACAAGCUCUACGAAAAGAAGAAGACAAUCCGAGCCUGUCCGCGAAAUUCCUCAAUUACCUUUUCGUGAUCCCUUGUACAAAGAUCAGUGGUACUUGACUGGUAAUGCUAUGGAUGGGUUUGACAUGAAUGUGCGGGAAGCCUGGCUUAUGGGAUAUGCUGGGAGGAACGUUUCUAUUUCAAUUCUCGAUGAUGGUAUUCAACGUGAUCAUCCUGACUUAAGGGAUAAUUAUGAUCCUUUGGCCAGUACAGAUAUUAAUGAUCAUGAUGAUGAUCCAACGCCUCAAAACAAUGGAGAUAAUAAACACGGAACUCGUUGUGCUGGUGAAGUAGCUGCUAUAGCAAACAAUGAUCAAUGUGGUGUUGGUGUUGCAUUCAAAGCGAAAAUUGGAGGGGUACGUAUGCUCGAUGGAGCUGUGUCUGAUUCAGUCGAAGCCGCUUCCUUGUCUUUGAAUCAAGAUCAUAUUGAUAUUUACUCAGCAAGUUGGGGACCUGAAGACGAUGGAAAAACGUUUGACGGACCUGGACCUUUGGCUAGAGAAGCAUUUUAUCGUGGUAUCAAAAAUGGUAGAGGAGGAAAAGGAAACAUAUUCGUUUGGGCUAGUGGAAAUGGAGGAUCUAGGCAAGACUCUUGUUCUGCCGAUGGCUAUACAACAUCAGUUUACACUUUAUCAAUUUCUUCGGCUACCUACGAUAAUCGUCGUCCAUGGUACCUUGAAGAAUGCCCUUCCUCUAUUGCUACAACGUAUAGUUCAGCUAAUAUCAAUCAACCAGCCAUAGUCACUGUUGAUGUACCUCAUGGAUGUACUAAACAACAUACAGGCACUAGUGCCUCCGCUCCUUUAGCGGCAGGAAUUAUUGCUUUGGCUUUAGAAGCUAAGCCUGAUCUGACUUGGAGAGAUAUGCAACAUAUCGUAUUGAGAACAGCAAACCCCAAACCUCUACUGAAAAAUCCUGGCUGGUCCAAAAACGGUGUUGGUCGUAUGAUCAGCAAUAAGUUCGGAUAUGGACUUAUGGAUGGUACUUCACUUGUGAAGCUCGCUAAAGUUUGGAAAGCUGUUCCUGAGCAACACAUAUGUACAUAUGAAUACAAACUGGCUGCUCCUAAUCCUAGACCUAUCGAAGGAAGAUUCCAGAUGAACUUCACUUUAGAGGUUAAUGGCUGUGAAUCAGGCACUCCUGUACUCUAUUUGGAACACGUUCAAGUGCACGCGACAGUUCGAUAUUCCAAACGUGGUGAUUUGAAGUUGACCGUAUUUUCACCAUCGGGAACUCGUUCAGUUCUUUUGCCUCCUAGACCACAAGAUUUCAACAGCAACGGUUUCCACAAGUGGCCCUUCCUUUCAGUUCAACAAUGGGGAGAAGAUCCCAGAGGAACUUGGAUUUUGAUGGUUGAAAGUGUAACAAACAAUCCUUCAGCUACAGGCACUUUCCAUGAUUGGACUCUUUUACUUUAUGGUACUGCUGAGCCUGCCCAACCAGAAGAUCCUAUCCAUCCCCCAUCUCCUGGAACCCAAUCAGUAUUAGGACGAGUCCAGCAACUCACUAGCCAGACGGAGGAAACAGAAUCUAUUGCUUUCGGAGAUUUAACUUCAGUCGGAGAUUGUCAUGAGCUAUGUGAUGGUUGUACCGAGCCAAGGUCCGCUACAUCUUGCAUUAGAUGCAAAGGAUUAACGCAAACGUUACGUAACAAGGGCGGAAGUGGUUUCAAAUGUGUUAAUCAUUGUGAUGACACGUACUUCUUGGAUGGAAACAUGUGCAAGAUGUGCUCCUCGCAUUGUCAUACAUGUACAGAAGCUGAGGUGUGUGCGACAUGUCCCGGAUCUCAGUUGCUUGUGGAUGCUAAAGAAGUCGGGUUACAUGGAAAAUGCGUUGAUAAGUGCCCUGGCAAUCUUGUGACAGAUUACGAGUCCAAUCUGUUGCAAGCUCGCUGUGUUACUGUAGCAGAAAAAUGUGGAGCUGGCUAUUACAUUGAUGUUCUCGGAAAGUGUAGUCCUUGCGAUGAAGCUUGUCAAACAUGCCAUGGACCUGGUUCUUUGAGUUGCGACUCAUGCUCUUCCGGAUAUGGAAAUCGUUCAACUUCAUACUGCCGCCCCUGUUGCGUGAACGGACAAGAACCUGGUAGAGAACGUUGUGAAGAUUGCUCGCCUAAUGCUAAAUAUCCUGACCGCCAUCGUUCAUCGCGCUCUAUGUUUUGGACUUUGGUAUGGUCUGUGAUCAUUGUAGCUAUCUUAAUUAUUGUAUAUGGGGUGGUGCAAUGCUUCAUACGUGAAGAUCGGCAACAAAUAGAUUAUACACCAUUGCCUCAUUACAAUAGUGCUUCUGACAAAGUGAAACUGUUAGGAGAGGAAUCAUCUGACGAUGAAGAACUCUACGAACUUAAUCCUAAAACCGAAGUUUGA